UUUAUUCCCAGCUUGGAACUGGACCUGGAUUUUAUUUCCUACACCACAAUCACGAAGUGCUCAUUUGUUUUGUAGGUGAGGCAAGAUGGAUGCCAAGGAUAUUGGGCAGAAGGGAAAUUCAGCCAACGAGACACAUGUAGGAGACCAUAUCAACAGUACCUUCCUUCCUUACUACCAACAUUCUCCAGCUGUCGCAGGUCUAUUCAGCCUGGCGUAUCUCAUUGUCUUUCUCUCCUGCAUGGCUGGAAACUCUUUGGUCUACGUGGUAGCAAAGAACCAGCGCAUGAGGACAGUCACCAACUUCUUCAUCCUCAAUCUGGCUGUUAGUGACCUGCUGGUGGGUAUCUUCUGUGUUCCGACCACUCUGAUAGACACCCUGAUCACAGGCUGGCCUUUCAACCAGGUGGUCUGUACAAUGAGUGGCCUUAUUCAAGGAACAUCUGUCUCUGCUUCUGUCUUUACCUUGGUGGCUAUUGCCAUGGACAGAUUCCACUGCAUUGUUCUUCCUUUCCAAGAGAGGCUCAGCCUUCCCAAGGCCUCGGUGAUUAUUAUUGUGGUGUGGUUGCUCUCCAUAGCCAUCAUGUGCCCUUCAGCCAUCAUGCUCACCGUUGGCCAGCUGGAAGGCCACUACAUGGUUCUUGGCAAUGGCAAGAAUGCCACUUACCCCCUCUAUACCUGCUAUGAAGCUUGGUCAGACAACAGCAUGAGAAAACUCUACACAACAAUUCUCUUUGUCCAUAUCUACUUGGUGCCACUGACGCUCAUUGUCUUCAUGUAUGGAAGGGUUUGCCUAAAGCUUUGCAAUUCUACUGUGCCCGUCCCUGAACACUUGCCUUGUGCCAACCGAGCCAAUGGCACCUCCAAAAAGAGAAUCAAGAUCAUCAAGAUGCUAAUCUUGGUCACACUCCUCUUCAUGCUCUCCUGGUUACCUUUGUGGACUCUCAUGCUGUUGGUGGAUUACAUGGAUUUGGCUGAUGAUCACCUGGACUUGCUAACUAGUUACGCCUUCCCUUUUGCUCACUGGCUGGCUUUUUCUAACAGUAGCAUCAACCCUGUCAUUUACGGCUACUAUAAUGAAAACUUCAGAAGGAGCUUCCAGGCUGCUUUUAAGUUCCAGUUCUGCUCCCAGGAAUUGACCAUGCAGGAACCUUAUUCUGAGCACCCACUCGGGCCCAUCAACAAAAUCUUCACCCAGGCAAACUCAUCUAACUCUUCAUCCUUGCAGCUGACUCACCUGUCCUCGAGGAAAACUCAACCCAAGUACCCAAGCCCCAUCUUAGAAGACAUUGAUAAAAGUAUGAGUUACCAUGUUGUUAACCAUGCUUGGAAGAAAACCAGAACUUAAGAACAAUGAAAACAAGGGUGUUAAUGAAAAAAACCCCACCUUUCCCCAUACAUUGCUACUUCUCCUCUUGCCCCCAAAUCUCAGCUGCUCUAUGUUGUAUAAUGUAGAACAAUGUUUCUCAAUAUUGCUGACUUAUAAGGUGUGUGGACCUCAACUCCCAGGAUUUCACAAACUAAGGAUUAUUCAGAUAAGAAGGAAAGCAAAAGAACAUCAACCUUGAUUGAAUAAGGAUAUACAACAUCAUGCCUUGGUUUUAUGACUUCCUAUCAGAGGUGGUAUUCAGCUGGUUCUGACUGUUUCUAGUGAACUGGUAGCGGAAAUUUUGAGUACUUCAGAGAAGCAGUAAAUACCACCUCUAGCUGGCCCUGCCCUCAUCUAUUUGCUGCCUCAUGAGUCCUAGCUGGUUGGUGUCCCACCCGAUUGGCUGGGUCUUCUUUUGUUGCCCUGCACAGAAUGAAGCUGAAAAGCA
Molecule: messenger RNA, 1814 nt
Organism: Thamnophis elegans (Western terrestrial garter snake)
Lineage: Eukaryota; Metazoa; Chordata; Lepidosauria; Squamata; Natricidae
Product: neuropeptide FF receptor 1-like
Biological process (GO): G protein-coupled receptor signaling pathway
Cellular component (GO): membrane
Molecular function (GO): peptide binding; neuropeptide receptor activity
Source: RefSeq, a predicted model, not a curated record